This is a messenger RNA of Ipomoea nil (Japanese morning glory), 1465 nucleotides long. Its product is annotated as cyclic dof factor 3. The transcript has 2 exons. NCBI's taxonomy places the organism in Eukaryota, Viridiplantae, Streptophyta, Magnoliopsida, Solanales, Convolvulaceae. Bases 332 to 1312 code for a protein of 326 amino acids. The record is from RefSeq and is a predicted model, not a curated record. Gene Ontology annotation, biological process: regulation of DNA-templated transcription. Gene Ontology annotation, molecular function: DNA binding; DNA-binding transcription factor activity.
AAUCAAAAAACUGCCCCAAACCCAAAGAAAGAUCUCUUUGCCACAAAGAAAUUUGUGGCUGAAAUUUCAUUCCCCUGCUGACGUGUCCACCCACAAACAUCCCUUCCUUCUCCCCUUCUUAGUCUUCACGCUUGACACCAAAAAUCUACAGCUCCCCCAGGAUUCACACACGAAUCAAAUCGCCAACCCCCUCCAUUUUUAUUUUAUCUGUCAUUUUUUUAAUAUUAAAAAAACAUAGAACAAGAAAAAAAGAAAAGAUCAGACAAUUUCCUUUGUGUUGUGUUGUGAGAAGAACUGAAACAAGGCACAAAAAGCCAACCGGCUUGCCGGAAUGUCGACGGAAGUUAAAGAUCCGGCGAUCAAGCUGUUCGGAAAGACGAUUUGUCUGCUUCGCCAUGACACCCUCUCCUGUUCUAUUGCGGCUGAUCAACCUGCCAAGCGCAGCCGCUCCUCGAUCACGACAGCUUCGCAUGACUACAAGAACACAUCCGGCGAAGUUUCAGAGAGUAAACAGGACGAUGAAUGUAGGAAUCUGAGUGGCGAAGAUUCUGUCGGAGCAGAAACGACGUCGUCGCGUAUGAGCGAUGACGACAAGGCGGCACAGAAUCCGGAGAAACAAACACAAUGUGCAGCGAAGAAGGACGAUGAAAGCGAGACAAGUGAUUCGCAGGAACAGAAGAACCUUAAAAAGCCCGACAAAAUACUGCCAUGUCCGCGGUGUAAUAGCAAGGACACCAAGUUCUGUUACUACAACAACUACAACGUCAACCAGCCGCGUCACUUCUGCAAAAACUGUCAGAGAUACUGGACCGCCGGAGGAUCCAUGAGGAACGUGCCGGUGGGUUCCGGCCGCCGCAAGAACAAAGCUUCGGCCUCUAAUUUCCGUCACAUAAUGGUUUCGGACGCCCUCCACGCCGCCCAGUUUGACGUGAAACCAAACGGAACUGUCCUCGCGUUUGGCUCCGACAACAGGGCAGUUAAUGAAUCUGUUAUGAAUCUCGUCGAGAAAUCCCACCAAAGAAUUCCGGCCUGGAAUGCUACUCAUCAAUGGAGGUCUCCGGUACAACCUCCGAUGGCGUUGUACGGCGUGUUGGCCCCCUGGAGCGGGCGGUGGAUCUCCCCUGAUCAAUCAACUCCAACUUCUCUUAAAAUGGAGGAUGAAAAAGAAGCGGUGAAGAGCUCAAUCUGGUCUACAUUCAAGGCGUUUAACUCAAAGGAUGGUGAGAGAGAGAGAGACAGAAACCAUUCUCUGGUUCUGCAAGCAAACCCAGCAGCCCUGUCUCGCUCCCUCAACUUCCAAGAGAGAACAUAAGAUACACCAUCUCGAUCUCAUCCAUCUGGAAUUACCAGCUUCGAUCUUGUUCAUGUUUAUAGUAUGCAUCAACAUUAAUAGAUUAUAUGUAUUAAUGCCACUGUGUUUGGUACAUAACAUAUAUAUGUUAUCCAUUUAUAAUAGGUGAUAUAU